Sapajus apella (tufted capuchin) is the source of this 2369-nucleotide messenger RNA. It is a transcript of the gene DDX17, whose product is annotated as DEAD-box helicase 17. The record is from RefSeq and is a predicted model, not a curated record. NCBI's taxonomy places the organism in Eukaryota, Metazoa, Chordata, Mammalia, Primates, Cebidae. Gene Ontology annotation, cellular component: ribonucleoprotein complex; nucleus; cytoplasm. The transcript has 13 exons. Bases 336 to 2294 code for a protein of 652 amino acids. Gene Ontology annotation, molecular function: RNA binding; ATP binding; RNA helicase activity. Gene Ontology annotation, biological process: alternative mRNA splicing, via spliceosome.
GUUGGAGCAGACUCAGCGGCGGCCGCCAUUUUGUGCAGUCGCUGGGAAGGAAGGAGACGCCUAAACCGCGGCACUGCCGGGUUUGAGCGUAGCCAAACCUGCCCACCGGCUUUAUAGCCCCGAUUCUCUGUGUUUUGCUCCCGUCUCCGACGAGAGAGGCGGCGACGGUGGCGUCUGCGACGGGAGACAGCGCGUCGGAGCGAGAGAGCGCUGCGCCUGCCGCCGCCCCAACAGCGGAGGCGCCGCCGCCAUCGGUCGUCACCAGACCGGAGCCGCAGGCCCUCCCGAGCCCGGCCAUCCGUGCCCCGCUCCCAGAUCUCUAUCCGUUUGGGACCAUGCGCGGAGGCGGCUUUGGGGACCGGGACCGGGAUCGUGACCGUGGAGGAUUUGGAGCAAGAGGUGGUGGUGGCCUUCCCCCGAAGAAAUUUGGUAAUCCUGGGGAGCGUUUGCGUAAAAAAAAGUGGGAUUUGAGCGAGCUCCCCAAGUUUGAGAAAAAUUUUUAUGUGGAACAUCCGGAAGUAGCAAGGCUGACUCCAUAUGAGGUUGAUGAAUUACGCAGAAAGAAAGAGAUUACAGUGAGAGGGGGAGAUGUUUGCCCUAAACCUGUGUUUGCCUUCCAUCAUGCUAACUUCCCACAAUAUGUAAUGGAUGUGUUGAUGGAUCAGCACUUUACAGAACCAACUCCAAUUCAGUGCCAGGGAUUUCCAUUGGCUCUUAGUGGCCGGGAUAUGGUGGGCAUUGCUCAAACUGGCUCUGGAAAGACGUUAGCGUAUCUUCUGCCUGCAAUUGUUCAUAUUAACCACCAGCCAUACUUGGAAAGGGGAGAUGGCCCAAUCUGUCUAGUUCUGGCUCCUACCAGAGAGCUUGCCCAGCAAGUACAGCAGGUGGCCGAUGACUAUGGCAAAUGUUCUAGAUUGAAGAGUACUUGUAUUUAUGGAGGUGCUCCUAAAGGUCCCCAGAUUCGAGACUUGGAAAGAGGUGUUGAGAUCUGCAUAGCUACUCCUGGACGUCUGAUCGAUUUCCUGGAGUCAGGAAAGACAAAUCUUCGCCGAUGUACUUACCUUGUAUUGGAUGAAGCUGACAGAAUGCUUGAUAUGGGGUUUGAACCCCAGAUCCGUAAAAUUGUUGACCAAAUCAGGCCUGAUAGGCAGACAUUAAUGUGGAGUGCAACCUGGCCAAAAGAAGUAAGACAGCUUGCAGAGGAUUUCCUUCGUGAUUACACCCAGAUCAACGUAGGCAAUCUGGAGUUGAGUGCCAACCACAAUAUCCUCCAGAUAGUGGAUGUCUGCAUGGAAAGUGAAAAAGACCACAAACUGAUUCAACUGAUGGAAGAAAUAAUGGCUGAAAAGGAAAACAAGACAAUAAUAUUUGUGGAGACAAAAAGACGCUGUGAUGAUCUGACUCGAAGGAUGCGCAGAGAUGGUUGGCCAGCUAUGUGUAUCCAUGGAGAUAAGAGUCAACCAGAAAGAGAUUGGGUACUUAAUGAGUUCCGUUCUGGAAAGGCACCCAUCCUUAUUGCUACAGAUGUAGCCUCCCGUGGGCUAGAUGUGGAAGAUGUCAAGUUUGUGAUCAACUAUGACUAUCCAAACAGCUCAGAGGAUUAUGUGCACCGUAUUGGCCGAACGGCCCGUAGCACCAACAAGGGCACCGCCUAUACCUUCUUCACCCCAGGGAACCUGAAACAGGCCAGAGAGCUGAUCAAAGUGUUGGAAGAGGCUAAUCAGGCUAUCAAUCCAAAACUGAUGCAGCUAGUAGACCACAGAGGCGGCGGCGGAGGCGGGGGUAAGGGUGGUCGUUCUCGAUACCGGACCACUUCCUCAGCCAACAAUCCCAAUCUGAUGUAUCAGGAUGAGUGUGACCGAAGGCUACGAGGAGUCAAGGAUGGUGGCCGGAGAGACUCUGCCAGCUAUCGGGAUCGUAGUGAAACUGAUAGAGCUGGUUAUGCUAAUGGCAGUGGCUAUGGAAGUCCAAAUUCUGCCUUUGGAGCACAAGCAGGCCAAUACACCUAUGGUCAAGGCACCUAUGGGGCAGCUGCUUAUGGCACCAGUAGCUAUACAGCUCAAGAAUAUGGUGCUGGCACUUACGGAGCUAGUAGCACCACCUCAACUGGGAGAAGUUCGCAGAGCUCUAGCCAGCAGUUUAGUGGGAUAGGCCGGUCUGGGCAGCAGCCACAGCCACUGAUGUCACAACAGUUUGCACAGCCUCCAGGAGCUACCAAUAUGAUAGGUUACAUGGGGCAGACUGCCUACCAAUACCCUCCUCCUCCCCCCCCUCCUCCUCCUUCACGUAAAUGAAACCACUCAAGUGGUAGUGACUCCUGCAGACUUAAUUACAUUUUAAGGAACACUUUCUUUUUUUUUUUUUUUUUU